Molecule: messenger RNA, 2246 nt
Organism: Xiphias gladius (swordfish)
Lineage: Eukaryota; Metazoa; Chordata; Actinopteri; Istiophoriformes; Xiphiidae
Gene: gna11b
Product: guanine nucleotide binding protein (G protein), alpha 11b (Gq class)
Exons: 9
Coding region: 975-2246 (423 amino acids)
Biological process (GO): adenylate cyclase-modulating G protein-coupled receptor signaling pathway; phospholipase C-activating dopamine receptor signaling pathway; action potential
Cellular component (GO): heterotrimeric G-protein complex
Molecular function (GO): G-protein beta/gamma-subunit complex binding; guanyl nucleotide binding; GTPase activity
Source: RefSeq, a predicted model, not a curated record
CACCUUGUUCCAGCGACGAGCUACCCGAAAGCCAGCUGUUUGCAGUGAAUACAUUUCUGGCAAAGGCCGCCGGUUCGGCACGCAUUUUACCCCCUCUUCCAGGCUGUGCUUGUAGCCUUGUGUUCUACCGUCAAAAUGAGUCAGGACGUGAUGGGCUGCUGUCCUGCUCUCGCUAGCUAGGCGGACAAAUUCCUUCAACCAGCCCGCUGUUUCAAUCACUGCGGGUCGACACAACGUUAGCCGAGGCGUUGUUGAGAGUGAGCUAGUGGGCUAGCAGGGCAGCUUUCGUAGCCGUUACGUCUGUUUUAGCCAGCGUUAGCUAAUGUAGUUACUUAGAGAGCGGACGCAUCGCUGCGGCGUAGAUAGUGCAAUAACGGUUAUCACUAAUGCUAGCUCCAUAGCAAGGACUACUACUUUUCCUAGCGCCAAUUGCCUCGCUAACGUUGGAGAGAGUGCACAGAUAUCAGCUGUUACGGGUUUGGAUGUCGCGACACUGCAGUUUUGAAACACUCUCGGCGGAUUGUGAAGACAGAAUUGGACCCCAGUGACAGACGAAAAGAGAGAAAUUGGACCAGCAAGUGACAGAGCGGGUUAAUGAUAUAAACCAAGUAUUAAGUGGCUAAUGUGGCGGUUUCAGUAAUUUUAACAUUAGCCGUAUUAAGGCAGAGCGUCUCGAGGAGGCCCCACUGUCUCCCGACUCCCCUCCCCAGUCCGAAUCUCCCGUGAUUUGCCGAGAACACCCGGGUGAAGUCACAGUUGUUCCCGGCUGGGGGGACAACUUGACAGCGAGGCCCCUAGCUUAGUCUCCCCUCCCCCAGUCCCGUCCGUCCAUCCAUCCAUCCAUCCGACCAACCCAGCAGACCGCCUCCUCCUUGCCUGAGAUCGAAGCGGGGACCGGGGAUUCGGGAUAAGCUGAAACCGUGGGCAAGUGUUUGUCUGGUCCCGUCUAAAUCGGGCUGCCAAAACCAGAGGGGAUGACUCUGGAGUCCAUGAUGGCUUGCUGCCUGAGCGAAGAGGCGAAGGAGUCGAAACGAAUCAAUGCAGAAAUUGACAAACAACUCCGCCGAGACAAACGAGACUCCAGGAGAGAGCUAAAAUUACUUCUUCUCGGUACGGGAGAAAGUGGCAAGAGCACCUUCAUCAAGCAGAUGAGGAUCAUCCAUGGAGCCGGAUACUCAGACGAAGAUAAGAGAGGCUUCAUCCGGCUUGUUUACCAAAACGUCUUCACUUCCAUGCAGGCCAUGAUCCGCGCCACUGAGACCCUCAAGAUCCCCUACAAAUAUGAACAGAAUCGGUCUAAUGCCAUGCUCGUGAAAGAGGUGGACAUUGAGAAGAUCUCUGGCUUUGACCAGCCCUACAUUACAGCUAUCAAAAGCCUGUGGGCUGACCCGGGGAUCCAGGAGGCCUACGACCGCCGCAGAGAGUAUCAGCUGUCUGACUCCACUAAAUAUUACUUAAGCGAUAUAGACCGUGUGACUGCGGAGGGAUAUGUUCCCACCCAGCAGGAUGUGCUGAGGGUCCGUGUUCCCACCACGGGUAUAAUAGAGUACCCAUUUGACCUGGAGAACGUCAUCUUCAGUUAUCUUACCGAUCUGGAUCGUAUUGCAGAUCCCAACUAUCUUCCUACUCAGCAGGAUGUGCUCAGGGUGCGCAUCCCCACUACAGGAAUCAUAGAGUACCCCUUCGACUUGCAAAGCAUCAUUUUCAGGAUGGUGGAUGUAGGAGGUCAGAGGUCAGAGAGGAGGAAGUGGAUUCACUGCUUUGAGAAUGUCACCUCCAUUAUGUUUCUGGUGGCGCUGAGUGAGUACGACCAGGUCCUGGUGGAGUCGGACAAUGAGAACCGUAUGGAGGAGAGUAAAGCUCUGUUCAGGACUAUCAUUACCUACCCUUGGUUUCAAAACUCCUCCGUCAUCCUCUUCCUCAACAAGAAGGACCUGCUAGAGGAGAAGAUUGCCUACUCACACUUGGUGGACUAUUUCCCCGAGUUCGAUGUGCAGUACAUUCACAGAUCCUCCCACCUGCAAACGCCGCCCAUGCUCUUCCACCAAAGCUCGCCCUCUUCCUCCUUCGCUCGGCAGCUUGUUGUAGUUGUCCGUCAGCGGUGUGAGAUCAGAUCCUCCGUCGUCUCCUUUCUGAGCUCCUGCCGGUGUGGAGAGAAGCGAAUACUGUAUCUCCUGAAAACACCCAAGGACCAGCGGCUCAAUGCUGAAGAAGAGAUACUUCAGAGCGACCCGGACAGGAUGUGA